AUGAGCGAAGAGGAAGAUAAUCAAUCCAAUAAUAUUUCGCUAGAACGAAAUACUGUAUCAGAAGAAUGUACAAAUAGUAUGAAUGAACGUACCAAAAAAAAAAAACUAGAUAAUAUAAUAAAUGAGGAAAAUAAUAAGAAGAUAAAAUUAAAUAAUAAUUGUUAUGAACAAGAUGAUGACGAAAAAAACUUAUUUGAUAAUAAUAAGAUAAAUGAAUAUAAUAUUCUUGAUAAAGAUAAUAAAAAUGUGGAUUCUAAUAUAACUAAUAAUAUAAAUCUAAAUAAGUGCAAUGUUAAGGUAGAAAAUAAUAUUUUAAAUAAUAUUACAAAUGUACAAAAUGAUAUAUUAUCUAAAGAAAAUAAUAAUAAUAAUGAUAAUAAUAAUUACAAUAAUAUUCAACCUACUACUCAUACAAGUGUCGUCACUAAUAAUGAGGACGAUUCAAUGAUUAACAAAUUGACCAAUCAAAAAUACAGUCAGAGAUAUCUACAACUUUUAGAAGAGAAAAAAAAGUUACCAGCAUGGAGUGCAAAAAAGAACUUUUUAAAAUUGCUCAAAAAAAAUAAUGUACUAAUUAUCGUUGGUGAUACAGGUAGUGGAAAAACAACACAAAUAUCUCAAUUCGUUUUAGAAUCAAAAUAUGCGGAAAAAAAAUCUAUAGCUGUUACACAACCAAGAAGGGUAGCAGCUAUGAGCGUAGCUGCGCGAGUAUCCGAAGAAUUAGAUGUUGAAUUAGGUACUUACGUUGGUUAUACCAUAAGAUUUGAAGAUAAAUCUAGUAAUAAAACUAUAAUAAAAUAUUUAACAGAUGGUAUGUUAUUAAGAGAAUCUAUGAGUGAUCCUCUGUUAACAAAAUAUAAUACUAUAAUAUUAGAUGAAGCACAUGAAAGGACAUUAGCUACGGAUAUAUUAUUUGGCGUCAUAAAAAAUAUUCAAGAAAAAAGAAAUGAUUUAAAAUUAAUAGUAAUGUCUGCAACAUUAGAUGCAGAAAAGUUUCAAAAAUUUUUUAAUAAUUCAAAAAUUUUAAAUAUACCAGGAAGAUUAUUUCCUGUGGAAAUAUUUUAUACUCUACAAGCUGAAAAAGAUUAUGUAAAGGUUGUAAUUAGGACAGUAUAUGAUAUACAUAUAAAUGAAGAAGAAGGAGAUAUUUUGGUUUUUUUAACGGGUGAAGAAGAAAUUGAAAUGACGAAAAAAGAAAUUGAAAGAGUUGUUUCAAGAAAUAUGAAUGCUGGUCAACUGGUUGUACUUCCUUUAUAUUCAUCUUUACCACCUGCACAACAGCAAAAAAUAUUUGAACCACCACCAAAACCUAGAUUUAAAGGUGAUAAAAAUGGACGAAAAUGUAUAUUAGCAACAAAUAUUGCAGAAACAUCUAUAACUAUUGAUGGUAUUGUCUAUGUAAUUGAUCCAGGUUUUUCAAAACAAAAAGUAUAUAAUCCUAGGGCUCGUAUUGAGUCCUUACUCAUUGCACCAAUAUCUAAAGCUUCUGCUCAACAAAGAGCUGGAAGAGCUGGUAGAACUAAACCAGGAAAAUGUUUUAGAUUAUAUACUGAAAAAUGUUUUGAAGAAACCUUACCAGAACAAACAUAUCCAGAAAUAUUAAGAUCGAAUUUAGGUUCAGUUGUAUUAAAUUUAAAGAAAUUAGGCAUCGAUGAUUUAGUUCAUUUUGAUUUUAUGGACCCGCCUGCUCCAGAAACAUUGAUGAGAGCAUUAGAACAAUUAAAUUAUUUGGGAGCUUUAGAUGACGAAGGAGAUUUAACAAACAAAGGACAUUUAAUGUCUGAAUUCCCUGUAGAUCCUCAGCUAGCGAAAGUGUUAAUUGAAUCCCCAAAUUAUUCAUGUUCUAGUGAAAUAUUAACUAUAGCUGCAAUGUUAUCUGUUCCUAAUUGUUUUCUAAGACCAAAGGUAAAGGUUAAAGAAGCAGAUGAAAUGAAAAUGAGAUUCUCACAUUUAGAUGGCGAUCAUUUAACUUUACUUAAUGUAUUUCAUGCAUAUGUAAAACAUGCACUUGUUGAUACAAAUGAAUCAAAGAAAUUUUGUUUUGAAUAUUUUUUAAAUCAUAGAGCUAUGACAUCGGCGCAAAAUGUAAGACAACAAUUAUUAAGAAUUAUGGAAAGAUUAAAUUUAAAAAUUCUUUCUAUUAAACCUUCAAACCCUGAAUAUUAUAUAAAUAUUAGGAAAGCCUUAUUAAGUGGAUUUUAUCAACAAGUAGCAUAUAAAACAAGUAAAGGAUAUUACAUUACUGUUAAAGAUAUACAAAUGGUGACCUUACACCCAUCUACCGUCUUUCAAAUGAAUCCAGAAUGGGUAGUAUAUCAUGAACUCUUAUUAACUAGUAAAAAUUUUAUAAGAACUGUAACAAAAAUUGAGGGGAAGUGGCUCCUAGAAAUAGCUCGAAAUUAUUAUAACUUAGAAGAUCUUCCGAAUAGUGAAGCAAAAAAUGAGCUGAAAAUGUUGCAUAAAAAAUUGAACCAUUGA
Molecule: messenger RNA, 2478 nt
Organism: Plasmodium reichenowi
Lineage: Eukaryota; Apicomplexa; Aconoidasida; Haemosporida; Plasmodiidae
Product: pre-mRNA-splicing factor ATP-dependent RNA helicase PRP43, putative
Exons: 1
Coding region: 1-2478 (825 amino acids)
Cellular component (GO): intracellular anatomical structure
Molecular function (GO): RNA binding; ATP binding
Source: RefSeq, a predicted model, not a curated record